UAAUCAGGCCAGGACAGAGGCACUCUAUCCACCCCCAAACAUCCACCCAGUCCCAUUCUCAUACCGAUUUCAGCCGUGUUGGACCUGAACACGCUCCUGGAGCUCUACUCUUGCUGACAGCGAUACUCCUGACCUCAAACGUGAUCGGUGUUGGAUUUAUUUUCUUUGUUUUGUGGAAGGAGACGACUGUGCUGGGCAUUCACCAGCAGAGGACGGAUCUUCAUGUGUCGCAGGGAGCCGUGGACAGCUCAGUGGAUAUGGACCGCCUGAACAGGAACAUGCCGGAGUGUGGACGGCAAACUCACCAGGUGUUACAGAGCACCCCGCUGGACCUGAUCGAGACUGGAAAGGGGCUGAAGUUCCAAGCAGAGCGCCCCCACUUGGUGAGCUUGGGGAGUGGACGGCUAAGCACAGCCAUCACCCUGCUGCCCCUGCCUGAGGGCCGGACCACUCUGGGUCAUGGUCCCAUGGACAUCAGCAUCCAGGGUCCUGGUGUGGCAGCUCAGCACUGCUACAUAGAGAACAGGUCGGGGGUUAUCACGCUGCACCCCUGUGGGAACCUCUGUGCUGUUGAUGCCAUCCAGAUUAGACAGCCCACUCGCCUGUCACAAGGCUGCAUGCUGUGUUUUGGCCAAUCAGCCUUCUUUCGCUUCAACCACCCUGAGGAAGCCUUCAGGAUGAAGAGUAUGAUGCCCCAAGGAGGAAGUGUCUCUGCUGGGGACUACAGACUCUGUGCAGACACAGAGAGCUUGGUCAAUGGGAAUCACCAGCCCAGUGCAGCCCAGUGUCCCCCAGCUCCUGGAGAGAAAGUCCAAUCCGAGCACAGCGCUAUCGUCAGCUCUAUUGAGAGGGACCUCCAGGAGAUCAUGGAUUCUCUAGUCAUGGAUGACCCUCAGCCUUCUUCAUCGGACGCCAUGAAGCCUCCCGGAGGCCAGUCCGCAGCUCACUCUCCUCUGUCGCCCAUGGUCAACGGAGGGGGCCGGUAUCUGUUAUCGCCUCCUACCAGCCCAGGGGCCAUGUCUGUGGGGUCCAGCUAUGAGAACACAUCGCCUCCUUUUUCCCCACUGUCCUCCCCCUCAGCAGCCAGCAGUGGAAGCUUUACCAGUCCAUCUCCUAGUGGAGGACCCCAGGACCAGAGUUCUUCUCUGCCGCCAGUGCCUGUACGCUCCUCUAGCUACAACUUCACCGCCCAGCCUCCGCCGGUACCCCAGCCACGGACCAUACUGCCUAACUUCAGCAGCAGUGGGGUGAGCCAAAAGGUUCAGGAAAGCCCCAGGUUGCCGCGAAAGGUCUUAACGGAGGCUCCUCCAAGCCCCAAGCCAAGCCACACAGGACUGGGCCAAGCUGGGUCUGAGAGCCCUCGGCAGACCCCCCUUCUGUCCUCCAGUGAAUCUCUUAGCGGUAGAAACGCUGUGCCAAGUAGCCCCAGGCCCACACCCAAGUUUCCGACCUGUUCAUCCCCGUCGCCCUCCAGCCCCAGGACCAAGACUACCACAGUGCUCCAGGAAAGACCUGCCAGCCCCUUCAGAGAGCACGCCCCUCUGGCCGAUCGCUCUCUCACUUCCAGCCCCUCCAGGCAGCUUUCUCAACCCACCAGAGCGUUCCAGCCUCCCCUGGACCCCAUCGUCCACAUAAUCCAAGGAUCACCUCUCCAGCAGCAUCCGCGCUCGUUGCAGCCCCCGGAAAGCCCUCGCUUGGCCCGGAGGAACGUGGAGGUGAACGGGGGCGGUGGAGCAGGCAGCAGUAUGAGAGAGUUGCCACCUUUAAGCCCCUCCUUGGCUCGCAGAGGGGUUCCAGUUCUCCCAGGGGCACUUCCGGGCACGGUGAACCCACUGAGGACUCUGGACAGCCCCUCAAAUCUGGGCAAGGUUGUUCCAGAGAGCCCCAGACUUCGGCGCAAGUCAGAGGAGCAGACUUGCAGCAGAGGCAUCCGAGCUCGCAGCCCAUCCCCUACCUCGUUGUUGACGGAGGGCAGCGUCGGGGGUGCAGGGGUACGGAAAGCGAGCUUUGGGAAUUCCUUGUCGCCUGCUUACAGUCUGGGCUCGUUGCCGGGUUCCUCUCCUGUAGCCAGCCCAAGGACCCACAGAAAGAUGUCUGCAGGGAGACCGCACCCCGGUAUGAGGGAGAGGAAGAACAGCAUCACAGAGAUCAGCGACAACGAGGACGAUCUGCUGGAGUACCACCGACGACAGAGAGAGGAGAGGCUCCGCGAGCAGGAGAUGGAGAGGCUGGUGAGUCGGGACCGUACCUCAGCGGGGAUGUGCCGUUGUUACUCAGCGGUCUUUAAAAAAACAGCUUAUGGAUGCGCCGUGUCAGCUGAUCAGUGUUUUCUUCCAGCUGAGUUGUUGCUGAUAAUCCUGACAGAUCCUUUUACGGUUUUCAUCUCGUAAUCCUCUUUUUUAAUUCAGUAGCUUUAAUUCAUGGAGAAGACUUUUCAAAGGCCUAAAGUCACAAACUGUGAUGACAGACGCACUGUAUUAAUGAACUCGUUAGCUCAUCAGCUGAUGGUGUAACACUGGGCCUGCAUUAAACCUCUACAGGCUGAACAAACCAGCUCUCUUGUUUCAUAUGAAUUUCCUGAACAGUCUAAUUUCCGUGGUCCUUGCAGACGUGGAGAUGAGUGAGCAGUAGUAACUGUUAGAGGUUCAGUGUCUCCCCGCUGGGCUUAAGACUGUGUCAGGCAUU
Maylandia zebra (zebra mbuna) is the source of this 2685-nucleotide messenger RNA. The record is from RefSeq and is a predicted model, not a curated record. NCBI's taxonomy places the organism in Eukaryota, Metazoa, Chordata, Actinopteri, Cichliformes, Cichlidae.